ACGAAUACAUCAGAACUAAAAUGCGUGAGGCUGGAAGGCUGUUGGUGUGUGCUAGGAAGGUGGGAAAGCUACAGAGUAUCAAGGACUUUUUUCUUCCCUCAAACUUCUAUCAUGUCAUCCAGGCUGUUAAAGAUACCGCGGGAUUCCGAGAGCAAGAUGAGGUCUUUGCUGUUCCAUCUUUGGCACUGAAACUUGGGCACAACCUUAAAAAAAUGGCAGAUAUUGCAGAAUGUGAAGCAAUGAUAGCAGGAGAGGAAAAUGAUGUGAGAAAUGUGAAAAGGUUCAAACAAAUGUAUACCACAAAAUGGAAUGAAUGUGUGUCAGCUUCAGCCAUGAAAACGCUUAAUGAAGCAAAGUGGAAUGCUCCAGAACUUCUGCCUUUUACUGACGAUGUCAAAAAAAUGCACAUGCAUCUCAACAGUAAAACUAAACGGUACCAAGAAAAGCUCAAAGCUGAUAAAAGUCAGAAGAACUGGGCAAAUCUUGCACAAGUAACUCUUUGUGAAAUAAUUCUGUUCAAUCGUCGGAGGGCAGGAGAAGUAUCGAAAAUGAAGUUGAAUUCAUAUCUUCUUCGAAACACCACUGAUCUGCAUUUAGAUGUUGCUGAUGCUUUAUCUGAAGUUGAGAAGAAGCUCUGUCGACAUUUCCAGCGCAUCGAAAUUCGCGGCAAACGAGACAGAAAAGUGCCGAUACUCCUGACCCCAAGUAUGUUGGACUCCAUGGAGCUACUUGUACAGAAUCGUCAAACAUGUGGUGUACUGGAUGACAAUCUUUUUUUUUUUGCCAAGCCUGCGACAGAGGCAUCAUUUUACAAAGGUACGGAUUGUAUCAGAAAUAUUGCCCACCAGUGUGGAGCCAAACAGCCAAAGUCUUUGUCAUCCACAAAACUGCGCAAGCAUGUAGCAACUCUAUCUAAAGUACUAAAUCUAACGGACACAGAGAUGGACCAGUUAGCUGAUUUUUUGGGACACGAUAUCAGAGUUCAUAGAAAGUUUUAUCGCUUACCUGAAGGAACGUUACAACUUGCAAAAAUCAGCAAAGUGCUGAUGGCCCUUGAACAGGGAAGAGUGUCAGAGUUCAAGGGUAAAAAUCUCGAUGAGAUCAACCUUGAACCUUAUGAGAGAGUGCAUGUAGAUAGUGAAGUGUCUGACAGUGAGGAUGAGGGGAGUGAGAGUGAAAUGUCACAACCGAAGACGCAAUGCGAGUCUUCUACAACACCUACAGAUGAACCCUCAACUGGCAGCAAAUCUUCAAGGAAGGGUGAGAGGAAACAUCCAAAGAAGCGACUUCGCUCCCCCUCAACUUCUUCAGAGGAACCCUCAACUGGCAGCAAGUCUUCAAGGAAGAGUGGGAGGAAACAUCCAAAGAAGCGACGUCACUCCCCCUCAGCUUCUACAGGAGAACCUUUGUGUGGUUGGGAGUCUACAAAGGAGAGAGAGACUCCUUCAAACUCAGGUGUGUCAAGAAAAUGCCCCAAAAGAAAAUGGACAGAAGAGGAGGUGAAGCUGGUUGAAAACAAGCUCUUGGACCACAUCACAUCUGGACGGGUACCAGGAAAAAGACAAUGUGAAGACUGCAUCAGGUCAGCGCCGGAAAUUUUUAAACAUAGAACCUGGGAAUCUGUUAAGUUUUACAUCAAGAACCGAAUAACAGCACACCGGAGGGAGUGUGAGAAAAGACGAUGACUCUGAAAAGAUCAUGCAACUUCAGGUCAGUUCUAUUCUCCAAAAUGGAGGAUAGAACUGACCUGAAAUGUACCAAACACUGUUCACACUUAUUCUCUCCAGUCCAUCUUUUUAUCUCAGAGCAUUUGUUUGGUUUGUUCUGGCUUUUAACCCUACCAUAAAUUAGGGAAUAUGUUAAUACUGAAAAUGUUUGGUUCUUGCCAGUUCUGUCUUUCAUGUCAAACACACAGACACUUUGCACUUGUUCACUUUAUCUUCUUAUACUUUCAUCAGAGCUUUUGUUUAGACUGACUUUACAAAAUCACCUGUAUUACUCUGAGCUUUAUGUUUAUACUUUGGGUUUUCAGAUUAAUACACAGUGUACUGGAGACACUGUGAGUAAUACUUUUGAUUUUAUUUAUUCACAAAAAGGAAGAGUUACUAAAGAAGUUCUAUAUCAAUCCUUUUGUUUAUUUGAUAAAUGCCUUAAUGGAGAAUGUGGACAAUACUCGUACUUGUUCAAACAUAUACAAGUAUUAUUUUAUGUUUGUUAGCUGUACUUUAUGAAAAACAUUUGACAUGUUUUCAUGGAUGUGAUCCAGCCAAUUCUUUACUGUUCAUGUUUGCAAUAAAAAGAUUGCAAAGAUUUGAA
This is a messenger RNA of Boleophthalmus pectinirostris (great blue-spotted mudskipper), 2316 nucleotides long. RefSeq lists its product as uncharacterized. The record is from RefSeq and is a predicted model, not a curated record. The transcript has 6 exons. Lineage: Eukaryota; Metazoa; Chordata; Actinopteri; Gobiiformes; Gobiidae. The coding region runs from base 21 to 1685 and encodes 554 amino acids.